UGACAACACACCCCUUCCUCCUUCCCUUCUGUGCCCCCCAAACCCAAAGGCGAGAAAAAUAUUUCAUAAUCCGCUAUCUCUCUGAUAACUUCUUCCUCUUUUCCCUUCUCCAUCACAACAUCAAACACCUGUGUCUCCGCGCAACGCCCCGUCGUCUGUCUAAUCCCAACCUCGUUUCUAGGGCACGAAGCUACCCUGAUCAAACUCCUCCUUAUUGCACCAGAGUUCUACCUGUUCAACACGCAGUCACCGUUUUCGAACGCUCCACCACCACAGGUCCAAGUUCGAACGUCAUACUCAACCUAACCACCAAACCCAUCCACCAGCCGCCAACAUGUCUACCGCCAACACCAACAACGCCAACGUGGACGCUGCCGUUAAUGACGUCGCCAACGCUCUGAGCAAUACCUCCAUCAGCAACAAGCCUGCCGAUGACAAGACGGCCGCCAACGAGGCUGCCUCAGCCAGUGCUGCUGAGGGCCGCCGCCUCUACAUUGGCAACCUGGCCUAUGCGACAACUGAGGGGGAGUUGAAGGAUUUCUUCAAGAGCUACCUUGUUGAGUCUGUCUCGAUCCCUAAGAACCCCCGUACCGACCGCCCCGUUGGCUACGCCUUCGUCGAUCUUUCUACUCCCACUGAGGCCGAGCGUGCCAUUGAGGAGCUCUCCGGCAAGGAGAUCCUGGAGCGCAAGGUUUCCGUCCAGCUCGCUCGCAAGCCUGAGCCUGCUGGUGAGAAGUCGGAGGGUGCUAAUGGUGAUGGCUCUGGUGCUGAGGGCUCUCGCCGCCGAGCUUCUGGACGUGGUCGCGGUCGCGGCCGUGGCCGUGGAGGCCGCACCGCCCGCGCUGGCCGUGAGGGUGCUGAGAAGAAGGAGGGCGAAACUACUGAGGCUGUUGCUGCCACCGAUGACGCUGCCACCGCAGCCGCUGCCGCACCUGCCACCACUGAGACCUCCAAGACCCAAGCUCGCCCCCAGCGUGAGCGCCGUGAGCGUGGUCCCCCCGCUGAUGGAAUUCCUUCCAAGACCAAGGUCAUGGUUGCUAACCUGCCUUACGACCUGACCGAGGACAAGCUUGUUGAGCUUUUCAAGGCUUACGAGCCCUCUUCUGCCAAGAUUGCUCUCCGACCUAUUCCCCGAUUCAUGAUCAAGAAGCUUCAGGCUCGUGGCGAGGCCCGCAAGGGUCGUGGCUUCGGUUUCGUUACUCUAGCUUCUGAGGAGCUUCAACAGAAGGCUGUUACUGAGAUGAACGGAAAGGAGAUUGAGGGCCGUGAGAUUGCCGUCAAGGUUGCUAUUGACAGCCCUGAUAAGACCGACGAGGAACAGCACGAGGGUGAUGCUACCAACGGCCAGAAGGAGAACAUUCCCACCACUGAGGCUGCCCCUGUGGCUGCCCCUGCUACUGGCGCCGCGGCUGCAGCCCCUGCUGCCACCAAGGCUGCCGAGGCCACUCCUGCCUCUACCACUCCCGCCACUACUGCCUAAGUAAAGGCACGGCGCGAGUUUCACGGACAUGAACCUCGUACUAUGUCAUGAUGAUUACUCUAACGAUUUGGGCAUGCGAUUUCAACGAUUUCUCUUACAGUAGAUUCUCGCUACAACGAUGAAAAGAAAGAUUGAGGUUUUUCCACCUUACCUGAGUUUUUUUUUGGGGGGACAUAGGCGAGAGCAAAUCGAACUCUGAUGAAUCUCGGGAUUGGGUCUACUUUGUCAACCUUUACUUUUCACAUCAAAACACUAAUAUUUCCAUGAUCGGGACACAAAAACAUUCACGAGCCCUCUGUUAUCUUGUAUUUGUAUCACCUUUUCUCUAACUCACUACUGCUGGGAUGUACACUAGUUUGCACCGACGCGGGUGGAAAGGGAGAAAAGUUUAGCGCUAUCAUGAAUGGGCAUUCGUUGAAAUUAUGAAGUGAUUUACGUGACUGUCGAUUGACCAUGAUCCACGGUGUUGGCGAGUUGCGAAAAUAGUAAUCGUACAUGACAAUGCACACUUGAUGAUAACCCGAUAGAGUUGUGGAUCCUAGUGUUGCAGGGUUCGUGGAUUUGGUUUUGGUUGUGGCCUGCUUGACCUUGACUUGACUUGAUGGGUAGUUGAAAUGCGUUUGCUGAAGGGCACCCACCAUACACAGUUCAGGAUGAGGUAUUG
Molecule: messenger RNA, 2144 nt
Organism: Fusarium graminearum PH-1
Lineage: Eukaryota; Fungi; Ascomycota; Sordariomycetes; Hypocreales; Nectriaceae
Exons: 5
Coding region: 335-1480 (381 amino acids)
Cellular component (GO): ribonucleoprotein complex; cytoplasm; nucleus
Molecular function (GO): mRNA binding
Source: RefSeq, a predicted model, not a curated record